AAAAGUUAUUUAACGUGCUUUUAAAACACUCCUUUGUUAGUAUGUUAUUGCUUCUAGGCAGUAUUGUAUUCAAAAUACAGAGAGUGAUUGAAUCAGCUGUUAGUAAACUCCAGGUGAACUUGGGAGGUUUGGCCAGGUGAGAUGGUAGCAUAGAAGGAAAAUGUCACUGUACGGAGAGAACGUCCGCUCUCCUUUAGAGCAAGUGUGGAGGCAGUUUGUACCUCAAGGGUAUGAUCAAGCACUACGCAAUGCCUUCUAUAAUGUAGCUGCUGUCAUCUUUGUUGGGGCAGCUGCUGCAGCUGCUUGGUCCGUAUACAAAAUAUUUGAGCCUUUUGUGCAGCCAUUGCUAUGGGCAGUUUUAAUUGGUUCACUACUGCAUCCAGCCAAAGAUGCAUUAACACGGUGGACUCGAAACUGGCUUUUAGACGUGAGGGCGUCACAUAGUCUUCUAUCAGUGUCUGUAGCUCUGCUUCCAUUACAUUUUCUUGACACUACAUCUGAAGUUGUUGGCAGAUUUGUUGUGCGGCAUGUACGGAGUGUUGUGACAGUUACAGUUAUCUUGCCACUGUUUUACAUCAUUAUCCAUCACACCCCUACAUUCCUGUCCACUCUUGCCUACACUCUUUGUUCAGCUACCAUGUCAGUGAUCACAGUUAUUGUGUCAGUGGUGACAUAUAAUGGAUAUGUUGUUUUAACGGUAAUUUUUGGAUACCUUGUGGCUGUGGUAUUCUUCUGGUCUACGGCAACCAGAGAUGUCUUAGGUCGCAUGAGUCUGGCAGUGUGGGUCAUGGCAGCAGCUGGAAUGUCUGGUUUGUGGCCAGCAGGGAGUGUUCCAGUCUUUAUUAUUCUGUGUCUUCUGCUUGUGGCUGGUCUAGUGACUGAAAUCAUGGACGUGUUUUCUGCUAAUAGGGCUGCUAAAGGUGAUGAUGCUAGCAUUAUAGAGGCAGCCUUGUUAGUGUGUCUAGGCAAUGCAUCUGACAUGGAGAAUAUGGCUUAUGAAGGACAAGAGAAGGAGAAAAGAGAAAUGGAAGGUAUAGGAACAGGUGGUUCACUUUCACCUGUUACUGAAGAGGACAGUGUAGAGGACCUAGGCAACAAGGAGUCUCCCUCUCGGCUUUCAUCAAUCCCAGAAGUAACCACCACAUCUGCUGCCGAGACUGAUGAGGGAGCUACUGAUAAUGACCUGGAUAAGGAAACACAGCAAGAGUCUACAUCAGACUUGGACAAUGGGGACCAAACUCAGCUGCCUAAGGAGGAUGUCUCUGCACUGCUCUCACCAAAGCAAGAAGAGAAGAUGCACCAGGCAACUGGGCAGAAACCACAUGCUGAUGAUCCAUACCAGACACCCCUGAUGGAAACACCACGCCCACGGCACCUGCUUAGUGGGAAUGUGCCAUCACGUGCACUACCUACCCAUGGGCUGGUAAGUCCAGAUGAACGCUCAGGUGAAGAAGAUAAUGGGAGCAACAUGUAUCUGAAGGGUGUGUUAGUAGCAUGUAUCUUGGUGGAGCUUUGGCAGCAUAACUACUUGCUGCCUCUGUUGCCUUUAGCCAUGAUCUACUAUAUCAUUAAGAAAGUUGCUUCCAAGUAUUUGCUGUGGGGAACUGCCUUGUCUGAUGUAGCAUACAAUGCACGGAACAAAGUUCUGAUGUGGGCUGAGGUCCGAAAAGCAGCUAUCCUGCCCCCACCUGUCAAGGGUGUGAUUAAGCUGCUUGUAAGGACUGAUCACCGCUUAGUUGUAGCCCUCUCUGCUGGUGUGGAUGCCAUUGUAACACUGCUACUUAUAUUAGCUGUCAUCUUUUUUGCUGUCACAGCAUCAAUAUUCCUAGCUGUACAGAUUCAAGGGGAAAGCAUGGCUCUGGUUACUCUAGGCAGCCAGAUGAUCAACUCGACCGUUGUGAACAACCCACAGUUUUUGGAGCUCCUUCCAGAGGGCCUCGGAGAUGUUGUCAGUAAUGCUUUGGAUGAAGGUUACCUCUAUGGGCGAGAGUGGAUUGCCAGUAUGGUGCGAGGAAUGUUAGGAGAGACAGAUGAUGCAAAAGCUCAGCAUCUGGAGAAACAGGUGGUAGAGUUGUGGGACCGUGUGUACCAGGCAUGGGUCUCGGCCCAUCCAACCCCUCCAACUAGCCCUAAGGUAACUUCUGAGGCAGUGGCGCUCUCAUUCGACACUUUGGUGGAUGGACUGCGUAAGACUUCAGGCCCAGGAGAUGUUUUUUCAAGAACAGGUUUGGUGAGUUUCUCCUUUCUAAGUGAAGUCCUAAAGGAUAACCUUGGGACUGUGGUCAGCGUCCUAGAGUCUGUGUGGACAAUCUUGCUGGGCAACUUGAGUCUGGCUGUUUCUGCCUUGACUGCAGCUGCCUCCCUCCUCCUGGGUGGUUCCUUGUCUCUGCUAAAUGCUCUUAUCAGUGUGGUUGUCUUCAUGUCAUCACUUUUCUACGUACUCAGCGCCAGUGGCUCUGUUUACAAACCUGUGGCAGUUCUUGGCAAUCUAGCACCUGGCCAGAUGAACCACCUUGGAAAAGCAGUUGAAGAUGCUGUAAAUGGUGUUUUUAUUGCAUCUUUAAAAAUGGGAGCAUUUUAUGGAAUGUGGACGUGGUUACUUCAUUCACUGUUCUCUACUAAUGUUGUCUACAUUCCAUCAGUGUUAGGAGCCCUGUUUGGUGCCGUACCACUGGUGGGCACUUAUUGGGCUGCAUUGCCUGGGGCUUUAGAGCUCUGUUGGAGCCAAGGAUCUCCUACCUUGGCACUGCUCCUCUUUGCUGCACAGCUGCUGCCCAUGUCAUGUGUUGAUACUGCCAUCUAUGCUGACAUUAAAGGAGGUAGUCACCCCUACCUCACAGGCCUGGCAGUAGCUGGUGGCAUAUUCUACUGGGGUGCAGAAGGAGCAAUUCUAGGACCCUUGCUACUAUGCAUCCUUAAAGUGGCUACCAAUAUCUAUUCUUCACUCAUUCAAUCACCAGCAGAUAUCACCAGACGUUUUGGUAAAUUACGGAGGAAUCCUACUAUUACCUGAGAUCAUUUAUGGGACUAAGAAGUCUGAGUGACCUGCACUUAUAAGGAACAAGGAAAGCUAAGAACAGACUGUACCAUCCGCUCUACAAUCUCCAGAUAGUUGCUUCUAGCUUUUAAGAAGAGCUUUUGCCAAAGUGUUUGCAAAAUUGGUCAGAUUUAUUCCAAACUUGUGCCUUUUUUUGGUAAUGUAAUGCCAUAUGUAAUGUUGUUAUAAUUGAAAUGUUAAAAGCUUGAUAGGCGAGAGAAUUAUUGUAAAUUUUAGCUUUUGAUAUUUAGUUAAGUUAUCCCGAGAUUCUUGAGGUAUCUCCAUGUCCAUUAGGAUCAUACUAUUUUGCUUUGUAAUCUCAUUUAGUAAAUUAAUCAAACUUAAUGUUACUGUUAAGGUAAAAGGUUGUAAAUCAAAUAUAUAUAUAUAUACAUAUAUAUUUAUAUUCCAUUUCUUAUUGGAUCUGGGUCUGAACUUCAUAUUUGUUUUUCUUUUCUUCCAUAUGUAGAUAAUAAUACUUAUAUGAUAAUAGGUAAUCAUUGAUUCACAGAAAUGGUGCUAUUAGUAUGGUCUCUCACAGCGGCAGGUAGUGUUUUUAGUGAUGACAGCUUUAAUUAGUUAUCCCUUCUAUCAGGGCAGUAGAAAUGUUGGAAUAACAUUUUGUUUUACAUUUACUUUGAUGAUUCUCAUUCUUAUUCUUAUUAGCUGAAGGGAUUGUAAUGGUGAAGUUAGUGGUCUUAAUACAAGUUAUUUUGAUUAUGAAUGAGGGAAGGACUGUGAAAUGUACUUGAAGUUUGUGUUGUGGGAUUGGAAGAAAACAAAGAUUUACCUUUGUAAUAUUAUGAUAACACACAUGUCAAGUGCAGACUCUAAUUCACUAGGGAACCUUUGGUAGUUGAAAUUUGAUUUUUCAGUCCAUUUCUUUCCUUACCUUUUUUAAGAUAACAGUUGUACUUUGCUAAACCAUAUUGCUAUAUAUAGACAUUUUCAAAUUAGAAUGAUGAUCCAUCAGUGUUUCAGCUUGCUUUAUAUGAAUAGAUUGUCAUUCUUCAAACUUUGAUAAAUUAGGAUAGUUGUUUGAUCUACAGGAAUCUUAGAAAUUUUCAUUUUUUAAAGGUUGGAGGUUAAACCUAACAAAAUAUGCAAGUGAAAUUUAUAGGAUGGAUCUAGUAGUGCUCUUCAAAAGUAUUUCUUACUAUUUAGAAUAGUAAGUCAGCCAGGAGCUGUUUUUAAGAAUGGUUUUAUAAGGACAAAUGUGAUUUACUUUUAGAUGUUCUUGUAAAUUUCACUUAAAUCAAUCUAAGGCCUACCUGGGUAGAGACCCCAGUAAAAAAAAAAAAAGAAGUAUUUGAUUUUACAGAACUUCAUCAUCUUUGCAAGUUUCAGGCAAUUGGGUCAUGUGGCAGUGUGCAAAUUUUAUGACGCUUGUUGCACACUUCAAUCCAUAACAUGGGCGUUAUGUAUAGCAUGUUUAUUCCUCCUUUUAUUAUUUACAAGCAUCCUCUCUUAACUGUUGUAUCUCAUAUUUAUUGCAUUUCUUCAUGACAUCUGAUCUGUCACCUUUCAUUUCCUUUUGUUUCGUCUUUCUGCAGCAUCUUUUUCACUUUUCCUAUUAGGUAUGUAAUGUCUAUUAAAAGUUAAAAUAAGGAGGUUCAUCAUUUCUUCAGUUAUACAUUAAUUCAUCAUAAUGUAUCUGUGUCCAAAGAUCUUUUCUAGGUAUUUUCUGUUCUGACCAGUUAAAAAUAGGAUGGCACUUCUGGAUACUGUUUCACAUAUUUUCAGUCGAUGGAGUAUUAACUGGAUGCUCUCUUUUAACAUUAAUAUGAUUCCUCUUACUCUUGCUUACAGCCUAGAGACAUACAGUUCAAGUAAAAAGAUUCUCUGACAUGUUCAAUUUUUUAUUAGUGUCCCUCAUGUUUUCUGUGCUUCAUUUUUUUUCUCUGAUAUGAUUUUUGUGCUCUAGGAAUAUUGAGAUCGAAUCUGAUUACUUGCGCAAGGAUUGCAGGUAGAACAACUUAUAUGAAACAUGGUUAUUGGUAGAUGUUACCUGCUUUGUAAAUUAUGGUCCACUGUUAUAAAGGGAACAUUUCCUGUUGCAAAAGAUAUGACUUUGAUGAAAAUGAAUGAAAUUCCUUUUUACUACUUAAGAAGUUUUUUUUGUUUUGUUUUUCUUGGUAUCCCUUAAUACUAAUCAGUGACCUAAUAACCAGUGAUUUUUUUUUUAUGUCCAUAGUAAAGCAUAAAAUCAUA
Messenger RNA from Penaeus chinensis, 5248 nucleotides. Its product is annotated as transmembrane protein 245-like. NCBI's taxonomy places the organism in Eukaryota, Metazoa, Arthropoda, Malacostraca, Decapoda, Penaeidae. The record is from RefSeq and is a predicted model, not a curated record. The transcript has 23 exons. Bases 161 to 3013 code for a protein of 950 amino acids.